UAAGAACAUACAAGGAACUUCCGCGACACAACAAGCGAUGAAGCUGGUAUGCAGCCAGAGCAAUCCAUGUACAGGAAUCACAUUACAAGACAUUAAGCUUACUUACAAAAAAGGAACUCCAGCUACGUCCUACUGUUUCAAUGCUCUUGGGACUAGUCUCGGUGUUAUUCAACCUACCAGUUGUCUAAACCGAUAAAAUCAAAUACUCUUGAAGUAGAUUGUAGUUCUAAUAAAGAUUUAUGUGAAAUAGCAUUCCGGGGUGAAGAUAAGCCAAGUGACGUAUAAUUAAGAACAUACAAGGAACAUCUGCCACAAAACAAGCGAUGAAGCUGGUGUGCAGCAAGAGCAAUCCAUGCACAGAUAUCACAUUACAAGACAUUAAGCUUACUUACAAGAAAGGAACUCCUGCUACUUCCUAUUGUUUCAAUGCUCUUGGGACUAGUCUCGGUGUUAUUCAACCUACUAGCUGUCUAAACCAAUAAAAUCAAAUAUUCUUGGUGUAAAUUUUAUUUGGUGUAAGAUGAAAUGGUAAAAAAAAAAAAAAAAAAUGGUAAAAUAUUGUUACGGGAUUGACUUCUUCCUCUUUUAAGCGUUGUUACCGGUGAAUAUAAGAUUCAUGGAACGAUUAUCCAAAUAGUUUUGUGCCCAAUUGCUUUGGAUAUCAACCGGUUAAGGGUAAAGUACUUGUUUCUAUAACAAAAUUUCUGUGACUACAAAUAUUUUGUUUUCAAUUUUUCAUAUAACUAACAAAGUGAAAGACUUUGACCUGUCACAAUCACAUAGUGCUUACUCUUUUUUGACUUGAUAUGGACAGCAAGUAUAUAAAAAGACAAAUCUAGAAAGCUCGAAUAUUAGGAAGGCUGCCAUGUGCUUUUUAAGUGGCUGUAUAUAGUUUUAGUAAUAUAAUUAAUAGAUUUUGGAAAUUUAAUGGAAUUAAUAAAGAAAACACCACGAAAAAGGAUGGUUCCCAGCUGAAGAUACUGUCACUCUUCACUCCUUUGUCUCUGUGCAUCUUCCUGUCCUUCGUCAAUGGCUUAAGGACUAAAGAUUCUUACAUGUGGGCGUUUUAAAAAAAGCCUUCAGACUUUCAAACACUUCUUCAACAACUCAAGUCAAGCUGUUUACUUUCUCAGAUGCAACUGAUAGUUCAACUACACUCCGCAGAAACCACCUGCCACCUUUUUUCUUAAUCUUCUCUCAUCACAUGGAAGAGAUCUUCAAUUUACAAGAAAGUCGAGGUUUUUCAUUUUCCUGCUGAUUCUUCUAUUACAAAACAAGGGUUGCUGGAAAAGAUCUCACAGACAAAGUUGUCAUUCUUCAAGAUCUUUGCCUAAUUAAAUUACUGUUCUGUUUUAGAUCUUAGUUAGCUAAAAGAACGGUUGUAAUAUAAUGGGUUCUUUGCCUCCUGUAAUGGAGAAUCAACAUAGCUUUCUAGGUAACUCCAUCGAGGUACAAGAGAGUCUCAGAUGCGUUGGUGCUGAGAAUCAUCCAAGAAAGGGAAGACCUUUGGAGAAGCAAGUUAGUUUCCAACAUGGAACCGAAGGAAGAGCAAUGGAGAGGCAGAGAAGCUUGCGUGGGUUCGUUGAGAAACAGAAAAGCUUUCGUGUAGUAAUAGAGAGACAGUUAAGUUUCAUGAACGGUGAGAAGAAGAUGAAGAAGAACGAGUCACCUGGUAAAAGAGGAGACUCUCCUCUCCACAUUGCAGCUCGAACAGGGAACUUAGGAAAGGUGUUGGAAUCGAUUAGAAGUUGCAACGGUGCUGAAGAGUUGAAGGAGUUGCUGUCAAAGCAGAAUCUAGAAGGAGAGACUCCUCUUUACACUGCAGCAGACAAUGGACAUUCAUUAGUUGUUGAAGAGAUGCUGAAGCAUAUGAAUCUUGAAACCGCAUCUAUUGCAGCUAGGAAUGGGUUUGAUCCUUUCCAUGUCGCAGCAAAACAAGGCCAUCUCGAGACAUUGAAGAAACUCUUGGAGACGUUUCCGAACUUAGCCAUGACAACUGAUCUGUUGUGUACAACCGCGUUGCACACGGCUGCUACACAAGGACACAUUGAUGUGGUGAAUCUUCUUUUGAAGACGGAUUCUCAUUUAGCUAAGAUAGCUAAGAACAACGGUAAAACGGCACUUCAUUCUGCUGCGCGGAUGGGGCAUGUUGAGGUUGUCAAGUCUUUGAUAGGUAACGAUGCAAGCAUCGGAUUUAGAACUGACAAAAAGGGACAAACGGCACUUCACAUGGCUGUUAAAGGUAAACAAGAAGGGAUUGUUCUUGAGUUGGUAAGGCCUGAUCCUAAGGUUUUGAGCGUUGAGGAUAAUAAAGGAAACACUCCAUUGCAUAUUGCUACAAAGAAAGGCCGUACUAAGAUAGUGCGAUGUUUGGUAUCAUUUGAUGGAAUCAACCUCAAUGCUCUGAACAAGGCUGGAGAUACUGCACUCGAUAUAGCUGAGAAGAUUGGAAACGCAGAGCUUGUGUUGGUUUUGAAGGAAGCAGGAGCUGCCACAGCUAAAGAUCUUGGGAAGCCUCAGAAUCCAGCUAAACAGCUUAAGCAAACGGUGAGCGACAUUAGACACGAGGUACAAUCUCAGCUCCAACAGUCUCGCCAAACAGGUGCUAGAGUCCAGAGGAUCGCAAAGAGACUCAAGAAGCUUCACAUUAACGGUCUGAACAACGCUAUAAACUCAGCAACAGUUGUAGCUGUCCUAAUAGCAACGGUUGCAUUUGCGGCCAUCUUCACCAUACCUGGACAAUAUGAAGAGGACAGAACAAGAGGACCGUUGGUGUUGGGAGAAGCUAGGAUAGCUAACGAAGCACCGUUCUUGGUCUUCUUUAUAUUCGACAGCUUGGCGCUGUUCAUAUCGUUGGCCGUUGUUGUGGUGCAGACAUCGGUUGUGGUGAUUGAACAGAAGGCGAAGAAGAAGCUUGUGUUUGUGAUCAACAAGCUCAUGUGGUUGGCUUGUUUGUUCAUAUCCAUUGCCUUUGUUUCUCUUUCGUUUAUUGUUGUUGGUAAGGAGGAUAUGUGGCUGGCGAUUUGUGCAACGGUUAUUGGUGGGACGAUCAUGCUGACCACUAUAGGUGCAAUGUGUUACUGUGUGGUCAUGCAUAGGAUUGAGGAAUGUAAGCUGAAACAAAUGAGGAAAGAGAGAAGCAAGUCAAGGUCUUUCUCACUCUCUCAUAUGCCUUCAGAGUCAGAGAUUCUCAAUGGUGAACUCAACAAGAGAAUGUAUGCACUCUGAUGAGACUAACUCAAGUCUCAAAGCAAAUCUACAGUUUGUGACACAAAAUGUAUUUUCUAAAGAAUCAAAGAAUGAAUAAAAAAAAGUGAUUACUUCA
Molecule: messenger RNA, 3325 nt
Organism: Brassica rapa (field mustard)
Lineage: Eukaryota; Viridiplantae; Streptophyta; Magnoliopsida; Brassicales; Brassicaceae
Product: ankyrin repeat-containing protein At5g02620
Cellular component (GO): plasma membrane
Molecular function (GO): protein binding
Source: RefSeq, a predicted model, not a curated record